GCAUCCCUGAAGGUGUUAAAGACCUACCUACUGGAAUAGCCCUGCCCCUGGAAUCCAAUCUGGCCUACAUGAAUGGCGUCAGUUUCACCAAAGGCUGCUAUAUUGGACAGGAGUUAACGGCUAGGACCCACCAUAUGGGUGUCAUCCGCAAACGCCUCUUGCCAGUACAGCUUGCAGUACCCGUGCCUUCUGAAAGCAUUCCUGACGGUGCGGAAAUCGUAACGGAAUCGGGAAAGUCGGCUGGGAAGUACCGGGCCGGAAGCGAUGAGCUUGGGAUAGCCUUGUUGCGACUGGCUAACAUCAAUGAACCGCUGCGCCUAAAACUCUCGGGUGACGUGACUGUGAACCUCACAGCUUCCAUCCCCGAAUGGUGGCCAAAACCUACAGAUGCGUAGAGGAAGGUUGUGUUAAACAUCAUCUGCCUCAGUGAAGGCACCUUGUGGACUUGCAGUUAAUUCGCUGUUCCCUUGCUUUUGACUGAUGAUUCAUCCAGUCAUCUUGUGUGGCUCAGUUAUAUU
Messenger RNA from Gekko japonicus, 518 nucleotides. Its product is annotated as putative transferase CAF17 homolog, mitochondrial. Gene Ontology annotation, cellular component: mitochondrial matrix. The annotation marks the transcript as partial. Lineage: Eukaryota; Metazoa; Chordata; Lepidosauria; Squamata; Gekkonidae. The record is from RefSeq and is a predicted model, not a curated record. The transcript has a single exon.